This is a messenger RNA of Acanthosepion pharaonis, 693 nucleotides long. The record is from the annotation of a GenBank genome assembly. Lineage: Eukaryota; Metazoa; Mollusca; Cephalopoda; Sepiida; Sepiidae.
AUGAUUUGUUAUUUUAUCAGCCCAAUCAUUUACCUUAUUUUUAUCUAUUCAUUCAUCUUUCGUUCUUUUUUUUCUUUAUUAACCUACAGAAUCGAAUUCGUAUUACAUUUUUUUUACUGUAUUUCAGUUUGUUUCUUUCUUGCUUAUUCCUUUCACGGUUUGCUUUUCAUCCAGUCUCAACUUUCUUUUUCAAUUUCGAUCUAUCUAUCUAUCUAUCUAUCUAUCUAUCUAUCUAUCUAUCUAUCUAUCUAUCUAUCUAUCCGAGUCUGUUCAUUAUCUAUCUCUCUUUUUUUAAUCAUUUCACCCCAAGCAAGCACUCGCUCUCUCUUUAUCUAUCUAUCUAUCUAUCUAUCUAUCUAUCUAUCUAUCUCACUCCGUUCCUUCCUAUCUAUCUAUCUAUCUAUCUAUCUAUCUAUCUAUCUAUCUAUCUAUCUAUCUCACUCCGUUCCUUCCUAUCUAUCUAUCUAUCUAUCUAUCUAUUUCACUUCCUUCCUUCCUUCCUUCCUUCCUUCCUUCCUUCCUUCCUUCCUUCCUAUCUAUCUAUCUAUCUAUCUAUCAAUCUCAGUCCGUUCCUAUCUAUCUAUCUAUCUAUCUAUCUAUCUAUGUUCAUCUAUUCAAUAUCAUCUGUUCCAUUUUCUCGCUGUCCAAUUAAGCUUCAUUGUCGGAUUUUCACUUAUUUUUUUGCACCCUUAA